Messenger RNA from Eurypyga helias (sunbittern), 1372 nucleotides. RefSeq names its product CUB and sushi domain-containing protein 3-like. Lineage: Eukaryota; Metazoa; Chordata; Aves; Eurypygiformes; Eurypygidae. The annotation marks the transcript as partial. The transcript is spliced from 9 exons. The record is from RefSeq and is a predicted model, not a curated record.
GUGGGAAAUGUUGUUCAAUUUCAAUGUAAAAAAGGACACCUUCUCCAUGGCUCAACAACACGAACUUGCCUUCCUGAUCUUACAUGGAGUGGAAUCCAGCCAGAAUGUAUACCUCACAGCUGUAAACAACCAGAUACACCAACUCAUGCUAAUGUUGCUGGAAUGGAUCUUCCCUCACUUGGUUAUACAUUGAUUUACACUUGUCAGCCAGGCUUUUUCCUAGCGGGAGGAUCAGAGCAUAGAGCCUGUAGGUCUGAUGGCACAUGGACGGGGAAAGUUCCAGUUUGUGAAGCUGGUUCCAAAAUAUUAGUGAAGGAUCCCAGACCAGCUUUGGGAACACCAAGUCCGAAAUUAAGUGUUCCUGAUGAUGUAUUUGCCCAAAAUUAUAUAUGGAAAGGAUCUUACAAUUACAAAAGCAAGAAACAGCCCAUGACUUUGACAGUCACCAGUUUCAAUGCAACUUCAGGAAGAGUAAAUGCAACACUUAUAAACAGUAAUAUGGAAUUGCUGCUAUCAGGAGUGUAUAAAAGCCAGGAGGCUCGACUAAUGCUACACAUAUAUCUCAUUAAAACACCCUCCCAUACAUCUGUGAGCAAGUUGAAAGAAGAAAAAUGGGCUAUGGAUGGUUUUGUGAGUGCAAAACGAAAAGCAGAACAGAAAACUAUAAACCACUUAAGUAUACUGGUUUUUUUUUUUGGAGCAACAUAUGUUUUUCAAGGAUUCAUCCAGGGAAAAGAUUAUGGACAAUUUGGGCUUCAGAGAUUAGGUCUUAACAUGUCUGAGGGUUCAAAUUCUUCUAAUCAACCACAUGGUACAAAUAGUAGUUCAGUGGCCAUUGCUAUCCUUGUGCCUUUUUUUGCCCUUAUAUUUGCUGGUUUUGGCUUUUAUCUUUAUAAACAAAGGACUGCACCUAAAACACAGUAUGCGGGAUGCUCUGUACAUGAAAAUAAUAAUGGACAAGCUGCUUUUGAAAACCCUAUGUACGACACAAGUGCAAAGUCUGUGGAAGGGAAAGCAGUACGAUUUGACCCCAACUUGAACACCGUUUGCACAAUGGUAUAAGGUGGUAAUGAUGUCUUCAAAGUCUGGAAAUUGACACACAACAAAGUGCACACAGUUCACUGAUUAAAAAAUGGAAAUAAUUAAAAAAAAAAUUAAAGCACACUUUUCAGGAUAUACUGCAUCACCUUUUCCUGAGGAUGAUAGACAAGAAUGGGUUGUGGUUACUUUGGUUUUAUUUUGUUUUUCAUAAACUGGAUCAAAAUUCUUCUUCGUGUAUACCACGGAGAAUUUUAAAAACAUUUGCUGCACUCCAUGAGUGCUACUCACAGUUUAUUUGCUUUUUUAAAAAAGGAGGUUAUUCUAAAACAUA